Molecule: messenger RNA, 4989 nt
Organism: Biomphalaria glabrata
Lineage: Eukaryota; Metazoa; Mollusca; Gastropoda; Planorbidae
Product: centrosomal protein kizuna-like
Exons: 15
Coding region: 45-2195 (716 amino acids)
Biological process (GO): spindle organization
Cellular component (GO): centrosome
Source: RefSeq, a predicted model, not a curated record
AUAAAAAAAACAAACAUUGGUUGUAUCCAGUGACUUGUUGAAACAUGGCCGCCUCUAAUGUUCAGUUCUAUGAAAAUCAGAAAAGAUUGCAAGAUAUCAUUACAAAUUGUGAACAACAAAGAGUAAACUUAGACUUGCAAUUAAAAAAAGUUUUUCAAACAGACCAAAACUCUGUGAAGUUGAAAGCUGCAAAACUUCAUACUUACUGGAAAAAAGUCUGUGAAGAUGAGCGAAAAGCCAAACAAAGGAAUGAGAUGAUACUUCGGGAGUUUCAGAGAAUAGACAGCCACAUGGCAGAACUUGAGGCGAGGACUCGGAGAAUGGCACAAGUGAAGAAGCAAUAUGAAGAUGACAUAUCAAGAAAAUAUCCCAAAUGGAAUGAUUUGGUGAAUGGAACAUGUAGCAAUGAAAAUGGUAAUACUGAAGGAAAAGCUUAUGGCAAGAUGUCCAAUGAACAGCAUCAGCAUUUAAAGGAAAACAAACAGAGCCCAGCAAAUGUCCACAAAUCCACCAUGCACACAUCUGUAAACGAGACUACUGUCAAUGAUAGCAAUAGUCACAAUUCAGACUACAUGAGAUCCACACAUAUUUCAGAAGAAAUCAUUUCUAAAGAAAAGUCCUUGCCUGCAACCCCAAGCUCUAAAAAGGAUACUGCUUUUCAUAAUUUAGUUGCUAAUACAAGUCCUAAGAGAGCCGCAUAUAUUUCUGUAGAUGUCGAGUCAGAUAAGUGGGUCAAAACCCCGACUCCAAGUUCUAAGAAAGAGUCUUUAAGUGAUGAUCAUAGCAGUAAUUACAUGAGUCUAAAGAAGGAGAGUAAUAAUACUAUCAGUAGUCAUACAAGUAUAAAGAAAGUUACUCAGGCCGCAGAAGAGCUCAUAUCUUAUGAAUCUAUCAAACCAAUCAAACAACCUCAAGAGCAGAUUGAAGAACCAAUGAAAUUUGAACACAAGGAAAGAAAAGAGCCUUUCAAGUUUACUGAACAUCAAGACGACAGUGAUGUUGUGUCUGACUUUAUGUCUGGAAGUGACCUUCCCAUGGCACUAUCUCUCGGAAACACACAAAUAAGUGCCCAAGUCACUUCACCUGCAGUUGGCAAUAGUUCUAAAAAAGACAGUUUUAUUAAAUCAGAGUUGACAGUUUCUGGAUUGGUGUAUCUGAUAAAUUUCAUCGAGUCAGACAUGAAGGACGCUUUCAGUUUGGAAGGUUACUACAGGUCAUCUAGGCCAGACACAGGUCAUAAAAAUGAUAUCAUAAGAAAAGCUAAUGCUGAAGAGGAUUUAAUCCGAGUAGAUGCCAACUUAGUCAGCAUGGUAGUCCUGGAACAAAUCAGUCUGAUUGUUAGAAAUCUAAAUCAGAAAUGUUUGCUACCUAAACAUCUUUUGCAAGGUGAUGUCUCCAAUCUCACAUUAAAUGCACUCAGAGAAAAUCUUACAACUGAGACUAGGAAACUCUGGGAAGUAUUGUUUUCACAUUUUAGUAAUCUAGUCAAGAUGGUGGCUAUAGAACCCAAUGAACUGUCAGCCAUAUUCACUCCAUGUCUAGUCCCUGAUGAGAGUCUGCAGGAAAAGGCUCACCAGUUUAUGUGCCAGUUACUAGGUGAUGUCAAAUCUAGCACCAACCAGUUAGCUGCAUCCAAUCAGUUCAACUCUUCUCUAAGCCCAAUGCCAACUUUAGAAGGUUCUAAUAGUUUCAUGGAAGAUGGCAGAGUGCCACCAUUAAAAUUUGGCAGCUUGUUAGAUCGACCGUUUAGUGAUGAUGAAUCUACUUAUAUUAAUUCAAGUUUACCUCGAGAUAAUAUUCCACUUAAUGAAACUGAGGCUUACAAGAGCUUAAUCUCUACAAAUCAAAGUAUGCUUGCCCGUCAACAGUCUUCAACACAGGACGAUACAACUGAUGAUGAUGUUGAAAAGCAAAUAGCUUCAGCCAUGAAGAAACCUGUGUCCAAGCCAUCACCGCAGCCUAAAUUGGCAGAACAAGAUGACCAGUCAGAAACAAGUUCGCAGACUUUACAGACAACUUCGCAGUUAUUCUCCCCUCGGGCAAUAACUCCAAGACAGAACAAGCCAUUGUAUGGAUCUAUGCCUGGCAGAUUAGGUGUAAAAAUCAGCUCUGACCUUGACACCGAUACAGAAGUGGAUGCUUUGAUAUUGGGAAGCAGUAAAAAAGUGGAAGAUGAUUUUGAUUUUUACGAUUAGGAUUUAGUUUAAUGGCCGAAACAAAACACAAUUGCUCCUUAAGACACACAAUGAACCAUAUUUUAGACCUAAAUAUCGAAUGAAAAAUACCACAAUAUAACUUGAUCAAUACAAGUCUAACAGCAGUGUUAAAACAACCAUAAUUUGUCUUAUUUGCAACGGCAUUGAUUUAUAUAUUUGGAUUCUAGAAUCUUUGAUUUAUAUUGUUUUGAAUACGGUAUAAGAUCUUCUAUUAAUAUUGUUUUGACUAUAAGAUCUUUGAUUUAUAUUGUUUUGAAUAUAAGAUCUUUGAUUUAUAUUGUUUUGAAUAUAAGAUCUGAUUUAUAUUGUUUUGAAUUUAAGAUCUUUGAUUUAUAUUGUUUUGAAUAUAAGAUCUGAUUUAUAUUGUUUUGAAUUUAAGAUCUUUGAUUUAUAUUGUUUAGAAAUAUUUCUGUAGAAAUUUAGUUUUAGUGCAUAUGCCAACGCCUUAUAAAUUUGUACCACAAUGAUAGUGGACCUGUAAACUCCUGAUAGUCUUUUAGUCUUUGUCCACAGCUAUGCAUUUGGCUAUUCACAUUUUUAUAGAUACUGAUAUACUGUAGUAUAUGUGUGAGCUGUGUGACACCAACUGCUUGGCUACCUAGUUAGGAGCUCCAUUUUGAAUCCCAAUGUAGAACAGGAAUUUUUUUCUUAUUGAAAUUUUCGAGCUGAAUUUUUAUUUUCUAAGCAUCCUAAAGGCGGAGGUGCAGUGGCUGAGUGGUAAAGCACUUGGCUUCCGAACCGGGGGUCCAGGGUUUGAAUCCUGGGCUUUUUAAUUUUCUGGAUCUUUGGGCGCCUCUGAGUCCACCCAGCUCAAAAUGGGUACCUGACAUUAGUUUGGGAAAAAUAAAGGUGAUUGGUCAUUGUGCUGGUCACAUGACACCCUAAUUAACCGUAGGCCAAAGAAACAGAUGACCUUUACCUCAUCUGCCCUAUAGACUACAAGGUUUGAAAGGGAAACUUUCCUUUCUUUUUUAUUCUAAAGGCAGCACAAGAAACUUCUCCCUGCCUUUCCCUCCACAAAAGAUUGAACUAGAGCAUUCUGAGUAUGCUAUAGAAGUAUGAGAGACACAGAGUUGUAGAAGACCUAUCAUCAGUCAACUGUUUUGGAAGACUAUUCAGAAUCUUGUGCCAUCCAUGUGCCAAGUAGAACUUUAUUAUUUAAAAUGUAGAGUUUUUUUCCAACAUUUUUUGAGAGUUAACAAUAGUGUCUUAAUUUUCAAAAAAGUUAUCCCUUUCAGACCUUCCGAUGUUUCUAUGAUCAACAGUUAAUCAGGGUGUCAUGUGGCUAGCACAACAACCAACCACCUUUACUUCUGCAACUUGUCAGGUACCUAUUAUAGUUGGGUGACUCAAUCAUGUCUACAAAAAAAAAUCCUAACGUUCCGAAUCACAGGCUUCACCGGGAUUCAAAUUCUAGACCCCUUAGUUCUGAAAUGACGCACUUUACCACUCAUUCAUUCUUAUAGGGCAAAAAAAUGUACAUUUAAAUUGAAUUUCAAUUACAUUUUUCUUUUUAUGCUGUAAUAAGUACUGAUAUCCAUUCCAUCUUUUGUUUCCUAAUUAAAUAUGUACGUUUUUCAAGGUCUUGAAAUUAUGUAUAUAAAUAUAAUAUAAUAUUGUAUAUUUCAAUGCACAAUGAAAUACAAUUAAACCUCAUUAUAUUGAACUUAAUAUAUCCAGUUUUGUAUGUAUAUCUUCACCUUCACCUAUCCCUUAGUCUGCUGGACAGUUGGGGGCUCGACACAAUGUCUGUUUACUGUCCUUCUUCAUUCCUCUUCUUUUGCCUUGGACAGAAUCUACAUCAAUGACAGGCCCAUCCAUUCCUACAUGUUGUCUUCCCAUCGCUUUCUCUGUCUGCCUCUUCUUCUUUUUCUUGGCCUUAAAGGAAGGUCUUUGCGAGCCCUGAGGACCUUGUAAUGUGGUCAUAGAAUUUUAGUUUGCAUUUUUAAAGUAGUUAGCCAGUCAACAUGGGAUCCAAUUGCUACAGUAAUCCUGUUACUUCUGUUGAAAAUGUUGUAUCCCACAGCCUUUGUAAGAGAUCUCCAUCUGUCUUUUUCGGUAGCCAUUGCAGCCAGGUGUUAAUUAACAUUAUAUAAAUAUAAAGUAAAGUUCCCCUUUCAGAUUUUGUGGUCUAGGGCAGAUGAUGUAAAGGUCAUCUGUUUCUGUGGCCUACGUUAACAAGGGUGUCAUGUGGCCAGUACAAUGACCAACCGCUUUUACUUUUCCCCAACUAAUGUCAGUUACCCAUUAGAGCUGGGUAGACACUGAGGCACCCAAAGAUCCCGAAAUUAAAAAUCCCCGGAUUCGAACCCCGAUUCGGAAGCCAAGCACUUUACCUCUCAGCCACCUCCUAUUUAUAUAACAAGGAUAAUAUUGGGUUGUUCACACGAUAAAGCUAAAAAAAAAAACUAAGUAAAAUCAAAUUAAGUAGAAAAUAAAUAUAUCUUUUAAUACCAGUAAUCAUCACAUGUAUUCCAGCUAGUACAAAUAGGCGAUAGCUCUAUAUAUAGACUACCAAAUGAAUUGUUUAAGCAUUGACCUGGAUUUGAGUACAUUAAGUCGCAUAUCUGUAAUUGAAUUGCAAUACAUUCUUUAACGUACCAACACUAUAUGUGUAUUUACACACUCUUAUUUCAAGCUGUAUUUUAAAUGAAUAUAGGUGCCUGUAAAUGAAAAUGCAGCAGCAGGGGCUCGAAGUAUGUUGCUAAUUAUAACUUUUUCUGUAAUUGAUUUAAUAAAGUUUCAAUACUUUUAUGUAUGUACACAUACAUUG